AUGUGUGAGAAGGAAAAAGAGAGUGCUCACUCGGCUCUGCUCGACGGAAAAUACGAGCUGGGUAGAGUUCUCGGUCACGGAACAUUCGCGAAGGUUUACCACGCGCGAAACCUGAACACGGGAAAAAACGUAGCCAUGAAAGUAGUUGGAAAAGAGAAAGUGAUAAAAGUUGGAAUGAUGGAACAAAUCAAACGAGAAAUCUCAGUGAUGAAGAUGGUGAAACACUCAAACAUAGUUCAAAUCCACGAAGUCAUGGCUUCGAAAUCGAAGAUCUACAUCGCCAUGGAACUCGUUCGAGGCGGUGAGCUUUUCAACAAGAUCGUCAAAGGUCGGUUGAAAGAAGACGUUGCAAGAGUCUAUUUUCAGCAGUUAAUCUCAGCCGUUGAUUUCUGUCACAGUCGCGGUGUUUACCACCGUGAUCUCAAGCCGGAGAAUCUCCUCCUCGACGAAGACGGUAAUCUGAAGGUAUCUGAUUUCGGCCUAAGUACUUUCUCCGAGCAUUUGAGACAAGACGGAUUGUUGCAUACAACUUGUGGUACUCCGGCGUAUGUUUCGCCGGAGGUUAUCGCAAAGAAAGGAUACGACGGUGCUAAGGCGGAUAUUUGGUCUUGUGGUGUCAUUCUUUAUGUUCUUCUGGCUGGAUUUUUACCGUUUCAGGAUGAUAAUUUGGUGGCUAUGUAUAAGAAGAUUUACCGAAGCGAUUUCAAAUGUCCACCGUGGUUUUCUCUUGAUGCGAGAAGGCUUAUUACAAAGCUUCUUGAUCCGAAUCCGAAUAGUAGAAUCACUAUAUCACAGAUAAUGGAUUCUUGUUGGUUCAAGAAACCGGUUCCAAAGAGUGUGGCAAGGAGGAAGAAAGAGAAAGAAGAGGAGGAAGAAGAGAAGGGUUUUGGUUUUUUGGAGACGGAGAAAUCGUCGAUGACGCCGACGAUGAAUGCUUUUCAUAUAAUAUCGUUAUCGGAGGGGUUCGAUUUGUCGCCAUUGUUUGAGGAGAAGAAGAGAGAAGAGAGGGAAGAGAUGAGAUUUGCGACGGCGGGGACGGCGAGUGGAGUGAUAUCGAAACUGGAACAAGUGGCGAAGGCGGUGAAGUUUGAUGUGAAGAGUAGUGACACGAAGGUUAGGCUUCAGGGGCAGGAAAGAGGGAGGAAAGGGAAGUUGGCGAUUGCGGCGGAUAUUUACGCAGUGACGCCAUCGUUUCUGGUGGUGGAAGUGAAGAAAGAUAAAGGGGAUACUUUGGAGUAUAAUCAGUUCUGUAGUAAACAGCUUCGUCCUGCGCUGAAGGAUAUUUUCUGGACUUCUACUGAUCCUCCAGCUGCUUGA
Vicia faba (fava bean) is the source of this 1317-nucleotide messenger RNA. NCBI's taxonomy places the organism in Eukaryota, Viridiplantae, Streptophyta, Magnoliopsida, Fabales, Fabaceae. The record is from the annotation of a GenBank genome assembly.